Ylistrum balloti is the source of this 2652-nucleotide messenger RNA. RefSeq names its product mothers against decapentaplegic homolog 3-like. Gene Ontology annotation, biological process: SMAD protein signal transduction; regulation of transcription by RNA polymerase II; cell differentiation. Gene Ontology annotation, molecular function: I-SMAD binding; DNA-binding transcription factor activity, RNA polymerase II-specific; RNA polymerase II cis-regulatory region sequence-specific DNA binding. Gene Ontology annotation, cellular component: heteromeric SMAD protein complex. The coding region runs from base 128 to 1423 and encodes 431 amino acids. The record is from RefSeq and is a predicted model, not a curated record. The transcript is spliced from 10 exons. NCBI's taxonomy places the organism in Eukaryota, Metazoa, Mollusca, Bivalvia, Pectinida, Pectinidae.
AACGAUAUCAAGUCUGCAUGGAAUCCGUUGUUUGUUUAUCGUAAGUUGAGUGUCAUUUUCUCAAAAGAGGACAAGUCGACAGGUUAACUGGAACCCCGGGUAACCGUGGGAUUAGCUCUUUUCCAGGAUGACGGCGAUGUCACCGUUCACCCCUCCGAUCAUCAAAAGGCUCCUCGGUUUUAAAAAGGGAGACAGUUCGGAACGCGAAGAUAAAUGGAGUGAAAAGGCUGUUAAAAGUCUGGUAAAAAAGCUUAAGAAAACCGGAGGACUAGAUGAGUUAGAAAAGGCCAUAACGACACAGGAACUGAACACUAAAUGUAUAACAAUACCAAGUCAUGGUAGCCGGUCUCCCCUUCAGUUGGUUGCCAGGGCAAUGGAAAAGUCCCUGGAUGGUCGACUGCAGGUUUCACAUCGGAAGGGGCUUCCUCAUGUUAUAUACUGUCGCCUAUGGCGAUGGCCCGACCUCCAGAAUCAUCAAGAACUUAAAGCUAUUGAACAGUGCGAGUACGCCUUUUACCUCAAGAGGGAUGAAGUGUGUGUCAAUCCUUACCACUAUGUGAGGGUGGAAGCCCCAGUGCUGCCCCCUGUGUUGGUGCCUCGUCACACUGAGGUUCCAGACAAACUGCCACAGUUAGAAGACUAUGAUGCCAUGACAGUGCCCGGCAACACAGAUUUCCCGACGGGCAGCAAUGAAAUGUUCAAUAUCCCAGACACCCCGCCCCCCGGUUACAUCAGUGAGGAUGGAGAUACUACAGAUAACCAGGGUAUGGACGGAGUUGAUGUGUCCCCCAGUCCUCCUUUAGAUGCCCAGCCAGUGACGUACAAAGAGCCAGCCUUCUGGUGUUCUAUUGCUUAUUACGAAUUGAACAACCGUGUUGGGGAGACGUUCCAUGCCUCCCAGCCCUCUCUCACUGUUGAUGGGUUCACCGAUCCAUCAAAUUCAGAGCGAUUUUGCCUCGGCCUCCUCUCAAACAUUAAUCGUACUCAACAAGUUGAAAUGACACGACGCCAUAUUGGUAAAGGUGUACGUCUUUAUUACAUUGGGGGUGAGGUGUUUGCCGAGUGUUUAAGUGAAAGUGCUGUGUUCGUACAAAGUCCAAACUGUAAUCAGAGAUAUGGAUGGCAUCCAGCGACGGUCUGCAAAAUACCACCAGGUUGCAAUCUUAAAAUUUUUAACAAUCAGGAGUUUGCUGCAUUGCUGGCCCAGUCAGUGAACCAAGGCUUUGAGUCUGUGUACCAGCUAACACGCAUGUGUACCAUCAGGAUGAGCUUUGUGAAGGGCUGGGGAGCCGAGUAUCGACGACAGACAGUAACAAGUACUCCCUGCUGGAUUGAGAUUCAUCUUAACGGACCUUUACAGUGGCUGGACCGAGUCCUGACUCAGAUGGGUUCACCAGGGCUACCGUGCUCGAGUAUGUCGUAGGUCAUAGGUGAAAGUUCAACAUCAAUAGUCAUAUGAUGAACUGAAAAGUGAAUUAUCAAACUGGAAACUUAUAUUUGUAACUGUUUUACAGAAAACUAUAUAUAAAUACAUGACAAAGUCAUUAGUAUGUUACGGUUGUAUGAAUGUUAACGCUUGAUUGGGAAACUGAAGACUGGAUAGGCUUAUGUAUGUUGGAAAAGUGUUCUCUGUGUGUGGGUUUAUAGUCAAAGAGGUGCGGAAAAACUAUUCCAUAGAAGGCAAGAGUGGACAAUGUGGAGGGAUCACAGCUUGGUAAGUGUCUCCUGAAGGAAGGAAACGGUUUCAAGAGAAUUUUUCAAUCUGUGACACAUUAUUGUUGGAAGAUACAAAUGAUUAACAAGUGGUAUUCUGGUGUAAGAUGGAUGCCCAUGUUCUCCUUUGUAUAAAGAACCAUAUGGACAAAGUUAGUUCUGUGAUAGAUUAAGCCAUACUCCUGUGUGACCUUGAUCAGAAGGGUCAAUCUUAUUGUGGAGGUAGGAAAGGAGGAUAAACUUUUAUCAUGAAGGAAAGAAACUUGACAAAUAGAAUUUUGUUGGAAGACUUGACCUGCGUAUGAAGAGGAAAUAAACGUUACACUUUGAACCAUUGUUGUUAUUGAAAAAGAAAGAUGUGAUGAGUGGAACUCUUGCUUUUGGAGGAAGGAAAAUGUUGAAGCAGUGGAGUUCUUCUGAAUUUGAGGAAGGAAUACUGAAGAUCAACAUUUUGUCAUUGUUAUGGUGCACUGAAAUGUUCUGUAAAGAUCAUUAUUGUUAGGAGAUGGAACUGGUUUUGAUAUGUAGAUCAUAUCUAAGAAAGUUUCUUUCAAGUUUACUUGAAAAUUUAGUCUGUUAUUUAUUGUGCUGCUGGAACAUGUGUUCUUCUCAAAAGUAUUUUCUUCUAUUUUGACAAAAGCUGUUCUCACAAGAUAUUCUUGCAGUCUUCUCAUAAUGUUAAUAUUGUUAGUGAUAUAAACAAGGAUGGGGAUAUGAACUUCAAGAAACCUGCUUCAUUUUAUAACUUAUUGGGAAACCUAACGUAAAUAAAAAGAAUUAGUAUUUAGAAUGUAGACAUAGGCAGUCUAAUAUAUUGAUACACUAUCAAAUUUGUCAAAUCAUUUCAUGAUUGAAUUGUGAACAUUUACAAUGAUGGCUACUAAAGCAAGAUACUAUCAGAAAAAAAUAAAGGGAUGAAAUACGAUUACUGCUAAAAUA